Molecule: messenger RNA, 2105 nt
Organism: Radiomyces spectabilis
Lineage: Eukaryota; Fungi; Mucoromycota; Mucoromycetes; Mucorales; Radiomycetaceae
Product: helix-loop-helix DNA-binding domain-containing protein
Exons: 3
Coding region: 16-1845 (609 amino acids)
Molecular function (GO): protein dimerization activity
Source: RefSeq, a predicted model, not a curated record
CUGUAAAUAAAGAUUAUGCUACAAGAUAUACCCGACCUCGACUUUGACACGUAUUUUAACAUCGCAUCGAUGCAACAGUUGCAACAGCAGCAGCAAGAGCAACAAGCGUUCCAGCAACAGCAACAGCAACAGCAGCAGCAAUCCUUAGCUCAGCAACAGCAACAACAAGGGAUUUUAUGCCAUAAUGCCUUAUUGGCAUCGCAUCAAGCGAUAUACUCGCCUCCACAACAUCCUCUUACGAACAACAAUAAUCUACCCCGAAUGACGGAUUAUCUCUGUUCAAACCAGGAUUUUAAUCUGCUCGACUGGGGUCUCCAGGCCCCACCCGCCAUGGUCCCUUCUUCCUUGACAUCACCCGAGACGUCCACGCAAUCCGCGUUGACCCCUAUGCAUUCGCCUCAACAAUUCGAUUUGCCUGCCCCCGCUAUGAUGCCGGAUACAACCUAUCGCUUUGACCUCAGUCAACGCAUCAAAGAAGAAGCUGAAAAAGCGCUAGCUAAUUAUCAUCCCCCCACGCCACCCUCCGAUUUCUUGCAAAUGGGUACCCAGUUUGCCAAUAAUAUGCCCGGUAUUGCCAUUCCCACUACGCCUUUGUCCGAGCCCGCGACGUCGCAACCAUCCAUGUCGCCAUGUGCCUUGUCUUCCUCUCCGAGCAUGUCGCCUCCUGUGCGUACGCAAUCGUUAAGUGGGGCAUUUGCAGCCAUCGAUCAAUGGGCUCAAGGGCCCUUCAAAGUAAAAGAAGAAAAUUACGACGUCUCGGAAACCCGCCAUUGGCGAAAGACCCGCCGUUCCAGCAGCAUGAUGUCAGGUAGUCCCGACUUUGAACCUGGCCGUCAUCUGAAAAAGGUGGCUCACAAUGCCAUUGAACGUCGUUACCGCAACAACAUCAACGAUCGUAUUCGCGAUCUGAAGAACGUGGUUCCUGCGCUGUACAAAGCCAAAAUCAAGGAGAAAACCGGUCAAUCACUUGAAGACGAAGAAGACGACAGCAAUAGCGACACCGAGGAAAUCGUCGAAGGCGUCGAGGUGGCCAAGAAACUCAACAAAGCCACGAUUUUGCGCAAAGCAACCGAAUACAUUUCGUUUUUGAAACACAGCAACGAAUUGGUUGAUCAAGAAAAUCAAAUUUUACAGCAAAUCAUUGGCCAAAUGCCCGGCGGUGGCGAAGUAUUGAGCCGAUUCCGUCUACAAAAGCAAGAAUUUGAACGCAUGGAAGCUGAACGAUUGUCCCGCGAAAGAAAACUGGCCCAAGAACGUGAACGCGAAGAACGACAGAUGAUGUUGCGCGAACGUGCCGCCCAACGUGCCGCAUUGGCACAACUGAUUCCUAAACCCGAACGUCGUCCCUACCGUCGUCGAGCAAAGAAGGCAGCCACAGCAGCGGCCAAGGCCAACGAAAACGAAGGCGGUUCCAAAAUGUUCAUGGCCAUGUUCAUGUGUCUUGCCUUCUUCUCUACUUCACCCGCGUUUUCACCCUCUUCCUCUUCACGCCAUCAUCAUUACUCUUCAGAAACCUCCGCCCAGCACACCAUGGAAACCAACAACACCACCCUGUCAUAUCCUCACACCAAAUCAGUCUUUACUAUCAGUUACGAUUUCAGAUUUUUCCUUCAUUUUGGUCUUAUUGUGGUUGGUUUAAUGUACCUCAUUGUCAUUCCUCUCUUAUUACGAUGGCUGCGUCCACGACCGGUGGCACGCUCCAAAGAAGUUGAAGACAAACUCUCCUCGAAGCGUUGGAGUCUAUCCGCACCUUUCUCCGAUGUAACCGCCUAUUUCUAUCCUUCCAAACCCGUCGAAAUCAGCUCUUUUGAAGAGCAAGAAGUUUUUGAACAUGACCCACAAUAGGAAUUUCUCUACUCUUACUAGAAUAAGCGAGUCAUUUUCGCUAUCCCCCCCUUUUCAUUUUUAAUCAUCUACUACCCUUCGAUCUAUCAUUCUUUUGUAAAUUUAUCAUCAGCUUACUAUAUAUCCAUUAUCCUCUUGUACGUGAACCUGCCAAAUGUAUACAUUUUUAUUACACCAACAUAAAUUGCAUGGCUCACAUGGUCAAAAAAAAAAACUGCGCAUGAGACAUACAUGUGUCUGUAUGGUUUUGUUAUGAUGUU